Dalotia coriaria is the source of this 1597-nucleotide messenger RNA. It is a transcript of the gene ND-49, whose product is annotated as NADH dehydrogenase (ubiquinone) 49 kDa subunit. Gene Ontology annotation, molecular function: quinone binding; oxidoreductase activity, acting on NAD(P)H; NAD binding. The coding region runs from base 129 to 1526 and encodes 465 amino acids. The transcript is spliced from 4 exons. The record is from RefSeq and is a predicted model, not a curated record. Gene Ontology annotation, biological process: mitochondrial electron transport, NADH to ubiquinone. Lineage: Eukaryota; Metazoa; Arthropoda; Insecta; Coleoptera; Staphylinidae.
UCUACUCUUCGAAUGUAGGCCGCAGCGUAUGAACAACCAACCAGCUUUCAUGUAGCGCGUUCGCUAAUGAAAUAACAACACACACAUAGAUUAUAAUAUACGCAGCACGAACACCUGAAAGACAAACGAUGGCGAACGUGAUGGUAGGCGCUGCUCUGCGCAAAACGCUGGCCGCCCCUGCGAAAACCUUUCUCAAGAAUGGGGCCGCGUUGAUUCACACAAGUGAACAGAAGAAUGCAAAGUGGUCACCCGAUGCCGAAUACAUGCAGCAGUUCCAGGGCCCAGUCAUAUUUAAGGACGAAAUCACCAGCAAGUGGGCCCUUCCACCAUGGAACGCGAAAAUGGCGCCGGUGGAGAAAUCCGUAAAGAACCUGACAUUGAAUUUUGGCCCACAGCAUCCGGCUGCUCAUGGCGUGUUACGUCUUGUACUGGACCUGGAUGGAGAAGUGGUGAAGAAGUCUGACCCACACAUUGGUCUGCUGCACAGAGGCACUGAGAAGCUGAUUGAGUACAAGACAUACACUCAAGCGCUGCCGUAUUUUGACCGGCUGGAUUACGUCUCGAUGAUGUGCAAUGAGCAGUGCUACAGUCUGGCUGUGGAGAAGCUGCUCAACAUUGACGUGCCGAUACGUGCUAAAUACAUUCGCACCUUGUUUGCUGAAAUUACACGAAUUCUCAACCACAUCAUGGCCGUUGGCACGCACGCGCUUGACGUAGGCGCAAUGACACCCUUCUUCUGGCUGUUCGAGGAGCGCGAGAAGAUGAUGGAGUUUUAUGAGCGUGUAUCAGGCGCGCGUAUGCACGCCGCCUACGUACGCCCUGGCGGAGUCUCCCUCGACAUGCCGCUGGGCCUAAUGGACGACAUCUACGAGUUUGCUACAAAGUUCGGCGAGCGAUUGGAUGAGGUCGAAGACGUGCUCACCUCAAAUCGUAUUUGGGUACAGCGCACUGAAGACAUCGGUAUCGUCACUGCAGAAGACGCGAUAAACUACGGUUUCUCCGGUGUAAUGCUACGCGGCUCUGGAAUAAAAUGGGACCUGCGUAAACAACAGCCGUACGACGCGUACGAUUUAGUCGAAUUCGACGUACCAAUCGGUACGAAAGGCGAUUGUUAUGACCGCUACCUAUGCCGUAUAGAAGAAAUGCGCGAGUCACUGCGUAUCAUCGAACAGUGCCUCAACAAAAUGCCCCCCGGCGAAAUCAAAACCGACGACGCCAAGCUAACGCCCCCAUCUCGCGCUGAGAUGAAGACCUCAAUGGAGGCACUCAUCCACCAUUUCAAAUUAUUCACGCAGGGCUAUCAAGUACCACCGGGCGCAACUUACACAGCAAUCGAAGCUCCCAAAGGGGAGUUCGGCGUGUAUCUAGUCUCAGACGGCGGCAGCAAACCAUACCGUUGCAAGAUUAAAGCGCCUGGCUUCGCGCAUCUCGCCGCGCUUGAUAAAAUCGGCAAAAACCACAUGUUGGCUGACAUCGUCGCCAUCAUCGGCACGUUGGACGUGGUAUUCGGCGAGAUUGAUCGGUAGAUUAAUCGAAACAAAUAAAAGGAGACACAUAAACAUAAUAUAGAAUUAAAAUAAACGACAGUGCGGCUGCA